AUGGUUGUUGUCAGUAGCAAAAGCAGCACAAAACUUGUACAAUCAUCAUGUUCGUGUCCACCUAGAAUGGUUAAAGUUUCAGCUGAGGCUGCUUCUUCUUCUUCUUCUUCUUUUUCUUCCGCUAAAAAACAUGAUGUUUUCAUCAGCUUUAGAGGUGAGGACACGCGCAAGAGUUUCACAAGCCAUCUUUAUGCUGCUUUUCAGCACAACAAAAUCCAAACCUUCAUAGAUUACAAGCUUCCCAAAGGGGGUGAGAUCUCUCCCAUAAUUCUCAAAGCCAUUGAACACUCCAACCUAUCUGUGGUUGUUCUCUCCAAGCACUAUGCUUCCUCCACUUGGUGCUUGCGUGAACUCGCCAAAAUAAUCGAACACAAGAAACGUGGUGGACACAUUGUGAUACCUGUGUUCUUCAAGGUUGAUCCUUCCCAUGUAAGGAAGCAGACUGGUACUUAUGGAAAAGCCUUUGAAAAAUAUGAGAGAGAUGGCAAACACAGCAUGGCCAUGUUGCAGAAAUGGAAAGCUGCUCUCACAGAAGUUGCCAAUUUAGUUGGGUGGAACAUGCGGAAUUACAGGUAA
Messenger RNA from Cajanus cajan (pigeon pea), 576 nucleotides. The record is from RefSeq and is a predicted model, not a curated record. Lineage: Eukaryota; Viridiplantae; Streptophyta; Magnoliopsida; Fabales; Fabaceae.